This is a messenger RNA of Musa acuminata subsp. malaccensis (wild Malaysian banana), 686 nucleotides long. RefSeq names its product autophagy-related protein 8C-like. NCBI's taxonomy places the organism in Eukaryota, Viridiplantae, Streptophyta, Magnoliopsida, Zingiberales, Musaceae. The record is from RefSeq and is a predicted model, not a curated record. Gene Ontology annotation, biological process: cellular response to nitrogen starvation.
UAAUUGACCCUCAACCCACCGCCGAGCACAAGAAUUGUUCUCCGUUUCCCCCAAUUCCACUCUCGGUUCUUCUUUCCGUCGGCCGGCCGAUCGAUCGAUCCGGACUAAGAGGGUUCCAUGGCGAAGAAUUCCUUCAAGUUGGAUAAUCCCCUCGAAAGGAGGCAAGCUGAGGCUGCUCGUAUCCGGGAGAAAUAUCCUGAUAGGAUUCCUGUGAUUGUAGAGAAGGCUGAAAGAAGUGAUAUACCAGAUAUUGACAAGAAGAAGUACCUGGUUCCUGCCGAUCUCACAGUGGGACAAUUUGUUUAUGUGGUGCGCAAAAGGAUUAAGCUCGGUGCUGAAAAGGCCAUCUUCGUCUUUGUGAAGAAUUCACUACCGCCGACUGCUUCCCUGAUGUCUGCGAUCUACGAGGAAAACAAGGAUGAGGAUGGUUUUCUGUACAUGAGUUACAGUGGGGAGAACACAUUUGGGUCUGCGUAGAACAUAUUCAGUAAAUAAUUUCUGAUAACAUGUACAUUCUCCUUGUUCUCCCAUAAGUUUCACAUUACUCUUGCUGCUUCAUUUACUACGCCGUCACGAGUCUGUCCUACUUUAAGUCCCUCUUGCUGUUUAAUAUCCCCUGAAUUGGAAAUAAUGGGUCUUAAGUUAUCUUGUCGCAUUUUAGUUAUAGAUUGCCUGCUUUCCCAAUG